Phycomyces blakesleeanus NRRL 1555(-) is the source of this 997-nucleotide messenger RNA. RefSeq lists its product as hypothetical. The transcript is spliced from 3 exons. The record is from RefSeq and is a predicted model, not a curated record. Lineage: Eukaryota; Fungi; Mucoromycota; Mucoromycetes; Mucorales; Phycomycetaceae. Bases 18 to 920 code for a protein of 300 amino acids.
CCGUUUCAUUCCCCACUAUGAAACUCACAAUGAAGCUAUUGAAUGCCAUCCUUGUCUUGGCAUUAGUCUGCAGUGUGUGCGCUGCUCCAAUCAAAGAUGUGUCAGUGACAUCAGUCGAUCUUUCUGAAGCUCCAAUGAACAACAAGGGAGAUGAGCACCUCUAUAUUACAGUUACCCGUGUUGACGACUUGGUUGACGACGAUGGUUCUCUUCUUGCCGAACGUGUUAUGGCUGUCCGUGUCCAAUUCGAUGUUCUUGAACAGCAGCUGCGCUGCAAUGGUGUGCCCGUGCAAAUUGGUGUAUCAAAUAUCCAAAUCGAGGCCCAGAUGGCUGCCAACCCAGCCAAGCUUUCGAUUGAGUCUGCUGAAGAUGCCGCAGUCCUUGAAGACAGCUUUGACAUUGGCCUGGCUACCGUUGAAGUCAAUGUGUCUUUGAUGGACCAGAUGACAACCGAGGAUGGCCUUACCUUCCGCCGCCUCUUGGUCCAAGAACGUAUUACCGAAAUCAACGGACUCGAGGUAGUCCAGACUGAAGCCGGCCAGCAGGUCCUUGACGUAUUUGACAAUGGCAAGCUUACCCAAUGGGGCGUCGAUCCCUUGACUGGCUUUAUGCUGCCCGAACCCCAAGCAAAUGCUGACCAGAAAGCAGAGGAGUUUGGUAUCAUGUCUGACUCUCAGACUACCGGAUGUGCAGGUGCCUUUGUUGCCGACUGGUGGAAUACCCAGACCACCAUGGUCCGCAGUCUUAUCACUGGUACCCUCUGCGCCGCCCUGUUCCUCAUUGCUGUUGCAAUCCGCCAGUUGAUUGUCACUGCCAGUCCUUAUGAGUCUGUCAGCCAAGAAGCCGAAGACCAGGUUAUCUGGCAAAAGGCCUCCAUCAAAGAAGAAGAUGAGAAGCGUCCUUUUAUCUCUCAACAGUAAAUACAUAGCAUAGCAUAACAAAUCCUAAUGGAAAACCCCCAAAUUCAAAUUCAAAUAAAAUAUAUAUCUACUAUAUC